AUGAUUGAUUACAACUCCCAAGAAGAAUUACCCUGAAAGCCUGAUCCUAACAAGAAGAUCCUGUAUGACUCAAAAGGAGUUAAAUGGUAUAAAAAGGGCCUUAACUCCUCAGGACGGAGGAUAUUCCUGACAUGAGCACUUCCUGGAUGUCAAGCGAGGGCUUAUAGCAUCGUAGGUGAUGAUAUCUUAGUGCUUACCAAGUUUCACGAGCUUUCUGUGCAUCAUGAUUAUUCCAACAAGAAGUCUAAAAAACCUACCAAAUACAAACGGAUCAAGGAACAUAAUGAUCUUUAUAUGAGUAAUAGGAAGCGAAAAGAAGAAAAUUUACACCACCAACCUCGAGUUUCAAAAUCCAAGUUUAAGCUUUAUGAUGAGAGACAAGAACAAACCUUAUUUCAAGUGAAACAAGAAUUCCUAGAACAACCUGACCCAUUUUUGCUCUUUAACCCUCCAGAUAUUUCCAACGCUCGAAUAGUCAAGAACACUAGCAAUCUUGAAAUCAUGGAUUAUAAGAAAGAAAUACAAGGCUUAAGAGAAAGCCUCGAAGAGAUUUUAAAAUUCCAAGAAGAGAAUCAAUCAAAGCUUGAUUAUUUCUCAUCACUAGUUCAAAGCAAAGAUCCAACUGUAAUGAACAUCCUUACAGAUAUUAAAAACAUAAAAGAAGAAGAUACAAUUAAAGUCGAAAAAUUAACUAAUCCAGAAUGGUCAAAAGGCUUAUGAAAAAUAGAGAACAAACCAGAGGGUGCCAUGCCUUCCCAACCAUGCUCUAACAGUUACACUUCAGAUAAUUUCGCUUAGCCACCUUUCAAUCUUUGGGAAAAAUUAA
Molecule: messenger RNA, 826 nt
Organism: Moneuplotes crassus
Lineage: Eukaryota; Ciliophora; Spirotrichea; Euplotida; Euplotidae
Source: the annotation of a GenBank genome assembly